AUGUUACGCACCCGACGGACAAACACCCAAACGCUGGAGGAUACCUCCAACGCCCCCGCAACCUUCAACGAUGGUCUCCCGUUACCCAAGCUGAUCGCAUUCGACCUGGACUACACUCUCUGGCCCUUUUGGGUAGACACGCAUGUCAGCGCUCCCGUCAAGCCGCGCGAUAACAACACCCGCUGCACCGACAGAUGGAACGAGUCCUUCGCCUUCUACCCAGCCGUGCACUCCAUCAUUCUCGCCUGUAAAUCGCGUUCGAUUCCCCUCGCCCUCGCCUCGCGAACGCACGCCCCGGAUCUGGCGCGCGACAUGCUGAAGGGCCUCCACAUCAUCCCUACCUUCUCGGACAAACCAGCGACAAAUACGAAGUCCACCCGUGCCCUGGACUACUUCGAUUAUAUCCAGAUCUUCCCUGGCACGAAGACGCAGCAUUUUGCCCGCAUCCAGCAGGCCAGUAGCAUCCGAUACGAAGACAUGCUGUUUUUCGAUGACGAGGCGCGCAAUCGCAACGUGGAGACUGAGUUGGGCGUUACAUUCUGUCUGGUCAGAGAUGGGAUGACCCGGGAUGAGGUCGAUCGAGGUGUGUGGGCGUGGCGGAAGAGAAAUGGCAUCAAGCCUCCACGGCCGAUAGAGGAGGAAAAGAACUGA
Molecule: messenger RNA, 651 nt
Organism: Aspergillus terreus NIH2624
Lineage: Eukaryota; Fungi; Ascomycota; Eurotiomycetes; Eurotiales; Aspergillaceae
Product: Mg-dependent acid phosphatase
Exons: 2
Coding region: 1-651 (216 amino acids)
Molecular function (GO): acid phosphatase activity
Source: RefSeq, a predicted model, not a curated record